AUGGAAAAGUUUGAUGUGGCUGUAGUUGGGCUUGGUGCAUUUGGAAGUGCAGCAGUGUGGCAAGCGGCCCGAAAAGGGGCCAAGGUGGUAGGAUUUGAACAAUUCGAGUUUGGACAUGUGCAUGGUGCAUCCCAUGAUACUUCUCGAAUUGUCCGUACGUCGUAUGAUGCUCCGGAAUACGUCGCACUCGCCAAGUCCGCGUACGAAGAAUGGACCGAGCUGGAGAAAUCCACAGGAGUCAAGCUCUUGACCAUGACUGGUGGCAUCGUUGUCCUUGCAAGCGACCGUCAUUGGUCUGCUGGUGCAAAGACCACUGAUUACACGGCAAGUUUGGACGCCAAUAACGUGCCGUACGAGCUCCUCAGUGCCAAAGAGGUCAAGAAGCGUUGGCCUCAAAUCAACGUUGGAGAAGAUGUGAAUGCGGUGUAUACCGCCGACACCGGAAUGGCACAUGCGGCAAAGUCAGUGGCGGCGAUGCAAUUCACGGCGCGGGCUCAUGGGGCUAUACUCAAGGAGAACACAACCGUCACCGAGGUGAUUCCUUUUAAAGAAGUCUCCAACGGCAAAGGAGUACUCGUCAAAACGACAAAGGGUGAUUUCCUGGCAAACAAGGUCAUCCUCGCCGCGGACGCCUGGAUCAACAAAUUGCUCGCCCCCUCGGGGUCCACAUUCCGCUCACGAUCAUGCAAGAACAAGUAA
Messenger RNA from Pestalotiopsis fici W106-1, 699 nucleotides. RefSeq lists its product as uncharacterized. The record is from RefSeq and is a predicted model, not a curated record. Lineage: Eukaryota; Fungi; Ascomycota; Sordariomycetes; Amphisphaeriales; Sporocadaceae. Gene Ontology annotation, molecular function: flavin adenine dinucleotide binding; sarcosine oxidase activity. The transcript has a single exon. Bases 1 to 699 code for a protein of 232 amino acids.